CUCGUCGGGCAGGAAGCCCUGCCUCCCAGCCCUGCCGCGGCUCGGCGGCCCGCUCGAGGUUCUCCUCCCAUUUCUGCCCAGGAGGAGUCAGGGCGGACUCUGAGGGACAAUGAGUUGGGGCUGAGAGAGGAGCUUCGCUGCAGCGAAGCGGCGCCAUCUUGCAAUACGGACGAAAAGCUAUGGCGGGCGCCAUUUUGCAUUUGGCCGAGAGAUGAGAAGCGCCUUACUGCAUUUCCCCUCCUGGGCGCCGCCAUUUUACGUUACGGCAGAGCCUCCGCCUUCCAAGCGCAAUCUCAUUGGGCGCCGCCAUUUUGGCUUACGAACAAGACAGCGACCCGCAGGGGUCCUCACCCCCUCCCUCCCUUUAGGUGCCUUCAUAAAAUGCCCGUCGAGAAUCCCCUCUUUUUUCGCCCCGCUCCCAAGAUGGCGUCGAUGCGGGAGAGCGACACCGGCCUGUGGCUGCACAACAAACUGGGCUCCACGGACGAGCUGUGGGCACCGCCGAGCAUCGCCUCGCUGCUCACGGCCUCGGUCAUCGACAACAUCCGCCUCUGUUUCCACGGCCUUUCCUCGGCCGUCAAGCUCAAGCUGCUCCUGGGGAUGCUGCACCUGCCCCGCCGGGCGGUGGAUGAGAUGAAAGGGGCACUGACUGAAAUUAUCCAGCUCGCUACCUUGGAUUCAGACCCCUGGGUCUUAAUGGUAGCUGAUAUUUUAAAAUCCUUUCCAGAUACUGGCUCCCUUAACCUUGAUCUUGAAGAGCAGAAUCCCAAUGUUCAAGAUAUUUUAGGAGAACUUAGAGAAAAAGUAAGUGAAUGUGAAACUUCAGCUAUGUUGCCGCUGGAAUGCCAAUACUUAAACAAAAAUGCCUUGACAACACUAGCUGGGCCACUUACUCCCCCAGUGAAACAUUUCCAGCUGAAAAGGAAACCUAAAAGUGCCACUCUCAGAGCUGAACUCUUGCAGAAGUCAACAGAAACUGCUCAACAGCUCAAGAAGACUGCAGGAGUGCCUUUCCAUGCCAAAGGCAGGGGACUGGUCAAGAAGAUAGAUACAACAACACCACUCAAAGGAAUACCAAAACAAGCUCCGUUCAGGAGUACUUCAGCACCCAGUGUUUUUAGUCCUUCUGGAAAUAGAACUCCUAUUCCUCCUUCAAGAACACCUUUGCGCAAAGAAAGAGGAGUAAAGCUUCUAGAUAUCUCUGAGCUGGAUAUGGUGGGUGCUGGCCGUGAAGCAAAGAGAAGAAGAAAGACAUUAGAUACAGAAGUUGUGGAAAAGCAAGCCAAAGAGGAAACAGUAGUAGAAAAUGCUACCCCAGAUUAUGCUGCUGGCCUUGUAUCUACACAGAAACUUGGCUCGUUGAACAAUGAGCCUGCACUACCUUCUACAAGUUACUUACCUGCUACCCCCAGUGUGGUGCCGUCGUCCUCCUAUAUCCCAAGCUCUGAAACACAGCCAGCUGGCUCUGCACGAGAGGCCUUGCAGACCAACAGACAGACUGAAGAGCCUGCAGCUCCAAAUGCUACUACAACUCUCCCUGCACAGUUCAAACAAAGAACACCCAUGUACAACAGUAACUCUAAUCCCCCUGCAGCUACACCUACCUCACCCCUAACACCCACCACACCUCCUGCCAUCUCCCCUGCGGCACAGGCACCACAAGUGGCCCCCCAAACUCAGCAACAGCCACCACCGAAAAAAAGCCUCUCUCUCACAAGGGAGCAAAUGUAUGCUGCCCAGGAAAUGUUCAAGACUGCAAACAAAGUUACAAGGCCAGAAAAGGCUCUUAUACUUGGAUUCAUGGCUGGAUCCAGAGAGAAUCCUUGCCAAGAGCAAGGUGACAUCAUCCAAAUUAAACUUAGUGAACAUACAGAAGAUUUACCAAAGGCAGAUGGCACAGGCAGCACCACUAUGUUGGUUGACACAGUCUUUGAAAUGAACUACGCUACUGGUGAAUGGACCAGAUUCAAGAAGUACAAACCUAUAACUAAUGUUUCCUAAGAGAUGAAGCAGCAGCAGACUGGACCAAAUCAAGCUUAGAGUCAACCAGCUCAUAAAGUAUGUCAACUGUACAAAAUGGCAUUCAUGUGUACAUUUCUAAUUACCCUUCAGAGUAGAGGCUGUGCUCUUCAACCAAACUGAGCUCAAUGAACAGAAAAGAUGGUGGUGUCAAACUUGCUUUUUUUUUUUUUUGUAUUUUUUGUUAUUAAUCUUGGGAGAGGGAAAGAUAAUCUUGGGGGAGGGGGGUAGAAAAUUUUGGUGUGUUUUUGUUUUCCUGCAGUUCAGGAUGCUGAAAAAGGAGAUCAGUUUACUGCUGAAUACAUGAAAAGGAGACUACUGCACAGUCAUUCAUGGUUAACUGAGGGCACAGAUCUUUAUUGUAAAAUCAUUUUCUUUGGCAACAUUAGUUCUGUCGUGAGAAUGGAUGUUUGAAGUACCACAGGUCGGUGCUUGAUAACUGUAUUUCAGCUGCAGUAAAACUAUUGCAGAUGGUAGAUGUCAGUGUCCAAAGGUACCCACUGUAUGUUUAUUUAUGUUUGGGUCAUAGGAUGAGAUUGAGCAGCUUUGUUAACUCUCUAUAUUGUCAAUGUACAUGCCCAGCAUGAGUUAAUCUAUAUUUGGCAUUAUUUGAGAUAUACAGAAACUGAGUAUCAUAACUUUCUGAAGAAAAAAACCCAUCAAAAUUAUGAAAGUAACUGUGGCUGGUCACUGCCCAGAAGUGAUGGUUUCUUGUCAUAGGAAUCUUGGGGUAGAAGUUGGCCUGUGGCUCUUGCAUAACAAGUCAUUUGCACAGUGGAACUUAAGUGGAGGAAGGGAAACAACUACAUCUCAAAACCAAUUGGAGCAUGAUUUAAAAAUGGCCCUAGAAAUGAUUGAGACACAUCUGAGUAGAAGUUUUGUUGUCUUAAGGCACUGUUAAUGUAUGUUUGGUUGAGCAGUCAUAAAUUUUGGGUCAAGCCCUGACCGAAAAAGUUUUGAAUGACUGUAGCUGUGGUUCUUACCAGUGUAGUAUUAUCAGUAUAAUUGCUAAUGUGGUCACAAUUAUACUGGCAUAUAAAUGUGCCUUGUACUUGUCCCCUGCUAGUAGAAGCACAUUUUUAUCUUUAUAACUGUGUUCAUACCACUGGUGUAAUCUGGCUUUAACAGUACAAACAAAGCUGGCAUUUACUGAGAGGAUUCAUAUACAUAAGUCAGGAUUCCUUCUUGGGAGACCUGGCUUCAUCAUUUGAAGAAGUCUUGGAUUCAGUGUCUGGUUUCUUGCCAGUACUUGUGUGUGGAGCUGUGCUUGGUUGGGAAUGCUGCUUAGAAGGCAGAAAUACAAAGAUGAGUAGCAGAGUGGUGAUGUGUUCAGGAGGUACCUUGGGCUGACUUAAAGGUUCAUGUUGAAGUAGAACUUUUAGGACAAAAUGAGGCUUCUUUUUUUCUUGUUCCUUUUUUCUGAAAAAAAAGCAGACCAAAUCCCAUAGUACACUUGUAUACUAAGAAAGACAUUUAGAUGUUUGGUUAGAGUCGUUUUUUUAUCGGGGAAUUUUCAUUGCAUUUUAAUCUUAGUUUUUCAAUCAAACUACCCAACAAGACAGGGCAAGUAUAAAUAAUAUUUUAAAAAACGCCCUGUAUUCUACAGUUUUUUAAGAUGUGACCAAAAGUGUAGAUUUCUUAACUUUAUUUAAGCAAAUACACAGAAUAUUCUAGCUCCUGUAACAGGCAGUGUGUUUGAUGGUAACUGCUGCUGUUACAGUGUUGUGCAUGUUUUACUGUGGAAGUUACAUUUAGCUGUCACAUCAGGCUAUCCUCCCCAGAAUUGCCCAUUUCAGAAGCAACGUAGAUUGUAAUUUUGAUUCCAACUUUUCUUUUUAAACAGCUAGAAAACAGCUUUACAAGUGAGGGUGAGUAGUGAGUUUUAGUUUUUAGGAAUUUAGUAGAAUGUGUUAUGGUUAUAACUUAUUUGGUUUUAGAGUGUUACACAGUGAGGGCUAAUGAUAGGAUAUGAAAGUAUUCAUCUUUUAGAAGAAAGGCUUAAAGAAAAGUGACAUUCCUUUUGUUGUCUGCAUUCAGAUUUUAAAAUUUCCUUGUGAUGACCAGUUUGCUGUAAAUGUGUGUGAUACUUCUGUCUUAGCUGCUCCUGCUUGCUAGAUGAGCUGCAAGUAUCAGAUACAGUUGCUAACAAUGAGCAUUUAGAAAUUGUCUGGCUUGAAGGUCAUGUACUGUGAUUCCAGGAUUCUUGAUGCAAGACCUGUGCAGUUCAGUCGUGCUCAGGAGCUGCUGUGUGGUGGCUCUUUUGCCUUGCUGGAGAUUAAUGGUGGUCCCUCACUAAGCCUUCUGGGUCCACAGAAGCCUGCAUUUCAGACCUGUGCUUUGGGUGGAGAUAGCAGUCCCUCUGCUCUUCAAGAAGCCCUUCUAGAAUGCAGUGGAGUCAUUUGAGUGCAGUAGUAUGUAGGAAGCUUAACCAUGCUGCUAUUUGUAAUUGUUGCAUAAUGCAGUUGGUCUCCACGCCUGUUAGUCUAAAGUCAGUCAUAGGCAAUAAAUGGAAAUUUUAAGUAGAACUAUAGUGUAUUUUUAAUUCCGUUAACUCAUUAGGAUGAGACAAUUUAACACUGCAAAAUUUAAUUACUUUUUAAAGUCACUCUAUGACCCUCAAUACCAGAGCAUUACUUCAACUUGAUCUGUGAAUCUAGAAAGUGCUUAAAUGCCUCAAGCAAGGGAAGUUUCUGUAACAUUGUUAGAAUGAUACAGUAAGAAGUAAAGCUACAUGGAGUUCUUUGGUUCAGCGAAUGAAAUCAUCAAAUCUGUGUUCUGAAAGUAGGAAUAAUGCCAGAUAAAUCAGAAAGGGCAACUUCAAUAUUGAAAUUCCAAUAUAUUGGAAUUGUUACAUACAGAACAAAAUAUGGUCUUGGAACUUGACUUUUUUUUCUUAAAUACUCAGUCACUUGGAUGUGAAGCUAUUCAGUGAGGCUCAUUGUGUGCUGUAAGGUUAAAUGAAAGCAUUUCUUUACUCUAGAAUGACUUGCAGAUGUACUGAGUUGACCAGAGAAGUAAUUCAGAGUUUUCCUAAAGCUUUGCUUUUGUCCUUUCCUCGUCCCUUUAUCUAAGCAUUAAGUUUUAGGAAAUAGCAAGCCCAAACUUUAGAAAACUUUGAGCUUGAACUGCACCUCAUCAAAGGGCAUGUCCCAGUCGCUCUUGCUUGUAGAGAUGCCCCUGUCUGUGAAAGCCUAGGCAUGACAUGCAUUGGCUUCUUUGAUUUGAGUAUGAAAUACUGGAGAAAGAAGCAGUGAAAGUGGCUUGUGUUUUCCCUGUCCUGUCCAAACUUUUCUUUAGGGGAGAAAGAGCACAUUCAUCUUACCCAGAGUUCUUCAACAACUUGUCCUAUAGUGAAGUGCUAGGUUUCUGAAGGCUCCAUUUUCUUUCAUGUGUGCUAUGAGGACCAGAAAGAGUGAAAUGAAGGUAAUGAAGAAAGGGAUCCCAAGAAGGAUGCUGAGCAAGAGUUCUGAUCACAAAUUCCAUCCUUUUGUUCAUUCUUUUGCUACUCCAGUGCUUUGUAGUUACCUCCAUACAAGCCAGUCUAGGCUUAGUACAGUUAACACUCUAGUACUGGGCUGGUAUUUUGUGGGUUAACCUGGUUUUCAGUGCUGGCUUUGCCAUUUAAUCUUUCAGUUCAAUACCAUGGGAUCCUGGAUACAGUGGGAGCCUUUAGUAGUUGCUUGACAUCUCUAUGUGGAAUUAGUCACUUCUUUCACUAAGUUGUGUCAAAGUGCAGACCACUUGUCUAGAUAAAAGAAUCUUGAGACUUUGACAUCACAUGGUUUAAGAAUGAAUCACAUUUUCAUAGUAAGAUCUGACUGGAAAAAAAAAGACGAAAAAAUGUUAAGCCAGAGCCCUCUGGGAAUCUGGUGCCUUUAACAAAAACUGUCAUUUUGUAAAAUGUCACAUCUAUAACAUAGCCUGUAUGUUUUCUAUUGGUUUUUGUUUGUUUUGGUUUUUUUAUGUACAGAUGUAAAUUCAAAAUAUUCUGUCUUUGGGUACGUAUUUUCAGUGUAAUACAGUAUGUAUAAUAAAAAAUUUAGAUUUUC
This is a messenger RNA of Cyanistes caeruleus (blue tit), 6068 nucleotides long. The record is from RefSeq and is a predicted model, not a curated record. Lineage: Eukaryota; Metazoa; Chordata; Aves; Passeriformes; Paridae.